Molecule: messenger RNA, 13392 nt
Organism: Octopus sinensis (East Asian common octopus)
Lineage: Eukaryota; Metazoa; Mollusca; Cephalopoda; Octopoda; Octopodidae
Product: importin-4-like
Exons: 29
Coding region: 123-3380 (1085 amino acids)
Biological process (GO): protein import into nucleus
Cellular component (GO): cytoplasm; nucleus
Molecular function (GO): small GTPase binding; nuclear import signal receptor activity
Source: RefSeq, a predicted model, not a curated record
UACUAUAUAUUCCACAUGAAUAUUUAACCGGUGACCAACACCACAGAUAGACAAUCUUAAUUACUAAAACUCUAAUUCCUUCUAAACGUUGCAUUACUAACAUUUUUUGCGCACCAAUUACCAUGGCUUUCGAACUUGAAAAUAUCAUUCUACAACUGUUCACUCCCGACAGUGAUGUUGUUAAGAAGGCAACUGAUGAAAUGAAACUAUUAAUGAAAAAUCAAGAUAUUGUACCUUUAUUUUGUCAAAUUCUUGGUACUUGUGAAAAAUCUCAGGUUCGACAAUAUGCUGCUGUCCUGUUAAGAAGGAAGAUACAAAGAAAACAUCAGUAUUUUAACCUGUCUGAAGAUAUACGUAAAAACAUUAGAGGAAACAUUCUCCAGUUGUUUCUUCAAGAAACAGAGAAAUGUGUGCAGACAGCAAUUGCUCAGAUUAUUGCCACCGUUGCUAAGCAUGAAUUGCCCAACCAAAAUUGGCCCGAAUUUUUCAGUUUUAUUUUGGAAUAUUCUCGGAACCAUAAUCCCCGGCAUAGGGAGAUAGGGAUAUUUCUGAUGCAUAAAGUAGCAGCCAUGGCAACAGAACAAUUGAAAGUACAUCUUAUAUCUGUUUUGGAACUAUUAUCAGAAGCACUUUUGGAUCAAGAGACCCUAAUGGUGCCCUAUUUUGCAAUUCUCACUCUCUCAGAACUUGUCAUCAUAACUGGUGAUGAUGAAAUGAAACAAGUACAGAAACUUAUUCCUCCUGUGAUAGAUGUUGUAAAGAAAUUGCUUGCUGAAAAUCAAGAAUGGGCAUGCGAAAGCAUGGAAUUAUUUGACAGUCUGCUUGAAUUUGAAGUAGCAAUUGUUGUCCCCUAUUUGAAAAAUCUUGUGCAACUCUGUUUAGAGAUAAUACCCAGGAAAGAUUUGGAAAAUAUGAUUAGAGUGAAAGCAAUGAGCACCAUUAAGCUCCUUAUAACCUUGAAAAAGAAGGCUAUUCUGAAAAAGAAUUUCAAUGUGUUGAUUAUGAAUGUAAUAUUUGAAGAGAUUUGUGCUGAAACGGAUGACGAGUUUGAUAUUAUGGAAGAAAAUGACGAAGAAGCAGAUACACCAACCAGAUAUGCUGCUCAGGUUAUUGAUACUUUAGCUUUACAUUUACCACCAGAAAAAGUUAUUUCCAAAUUGCUUCCAUUGGUAGAAAAUGCUUUGAAAAGCCCAGAUAAAUUCCGUCGAAGAGCAGCUUACACAAGUCUCGCGAUGAUUGCAGAAGGUUGCAGCGAAUAUAUCAUUAACAACCAUCUUCAGGCAUUUGUUAGUUGUGUAUGUCAAGGAAUGGAAGAUAAUGAAGGGUGUGUGAAGAAUGCGGCCUUUUUUGCACUUGGAAGGUUUGCUGAAUAUCUUCAGCCUGAAAUCAACAAUAUGGCACCACAUCUUCUUCCUUUGCUUUUUAACAAUCUGUUAAAGACACUUCAAGAGAACCCUCAAAAUAUCAAUGGCCUCACAAAAACUUAUUAUGCUCUGGAGAGAAUCUGUGAGAAUCUUGGUGAAGCUAUUCUUCCUUUCUUACCGGAUAUUAUGGAUCAUCUGAUGAAUGUAUUGAAGACAUCAUCCAGCUUAAAAACCAAAGAAGUUGCAGUCAGUGUUAUUGGAGCAGUUGCCAAUGCUGCUGGUCAAGGAAUGCAGCCAUAUUUUCAGACGGUACUCAAUGAUGUUAAUGAGAUUCUCAACAUAGACAAUGAAGACUUUCUUACGUUACAUGUACAAGCUAUCGAUACAUUAGCUGUACUGGCCCGGAACAUUGAUAGCAAUGAGUUUCUUCCAAUUGCUGAUAAUGUAAUGCAAAUGGGAGUGCAUCUCAUUGAACAGAAAGAUGACCCAGACUUGAGGCGAUGUGUAUAUGGACUGUUUGCUUCAAUGUCUGUUUUACUGAAAGAUGAAAUGGCUAAAUAUCUUCCAGAAAUAGUUCCUAUUAUUCUAAGUUCUGUGAAGUCUUCAGAGGGUGUACAGCUUCAAUACAAAGAGGAUGUUGAUGAUAUUUCCACUGCCAAUUUUAUUGAUAUUGAUGAUGAUGAAAAUACGGAAGAGAACUUAGGAGAUCAGGACACUGAAUCUGAAGAUGAGGAAGAAAAAUUAUACGUAAUUCAAGUUGAAAAUUCAUUUGUUGAUGAAAAAGCUGAUGCUUGCACAGUGUUAGGUGACCUUGCUGUUAAUAUUGGCACGGUUUUCAUGCCAUACCUGCAAAACUGCUAUGAUGCUGUCACUCAAGUAUUAGUCUAUCCUUUAGCUCAAGUCCGUAAAGCUGUCGUUACAACACUUGCACAGUUUUGUUUAAGUCUUCAUCAAGUUUUUCAAAAGACAAAUAACUUGGAAUCACAAGAAGUGUUGUCUGGUAUGAUCAAAACGGUUGUACCAAUGCUUUUAGAACGUAUCAAAGAAGAUAAUGACCGGAUGACUGUGACAGCUGCUGUGGAUGCUUUAGUAGAGCUACUUACCAAGAUAGGAUCACCAUAUAUGUGUGAAGAUGGUAUGAUUGAUUCCAUUUUGACCAGAACUCGAGAAGUCUUUUCUCAUCAGACAACUUGUCAAGAUGAUAAUGAUGAUGAUGACGAUGGUGAAGAGGAGGACCAAGAAGCUGAAUAUGAUGCGUAUCUUGUAGAAUCUGCUGGAGAAAUAUUGCCUGCCACGGCUAAAUUAAUUGGUGGAAAAGCUUUCAUGCCAUAUUUUGAGUCUUUUAUACCGGAUCUCCUGAAAAAACUGAAAAGUCACAACUCUAUUGCUGACCGAUCUUUUGCAAUUGGUACUCUUGCUGAAACUCUUGAAGCUUGUGGGGAGGCAUCUGCUGGUCUGACUUCUCAGUUCUACCCAAUCUUUAUGAAAAUUACCAGAGAUCCUGAUAGUGAGGUUCGAAAUAAUGCUGUGUUUGCUCUUGGGGUCAUUAUUUCAAACGGUGGAAGUGCUCUCCAAAAUGAUCUGCUGAAUAUAUUAACGGAAUUGUUUACUCUUCUUCAAAAUGAAAGCUGUGAUUUGGUAAAGGAUAACAUUUGUGGUACUGUCUGUCGAAUCAUUAAUCAGAAACCUGAUGGAUUACCACUUGAACAGGUGUUACCUGUGAUUAUUCAAUGUUUACCUUUAAAAGAAGAUUUUGAAGAGAAUACCACUGUUUUCCAAAGUUUACUAUCAUUGUUUGCCCAAGGACACCCACAGCUAAUUGUAAUGUUGCCAGAAUUGUUGAAAGUUAUAGCAGAAGUGCUGGGAACCACACAAAUUAAUAAAGAAACUGAAUCAUUGCUGGUCCAAUUUGUGAAAAAUGUUCAUGCCUCAUACCCUGAUGCUUUAGAGAAGGCAAAGUUGACUAUCUCUGCUGAGCUUGGAGCAAAACUAAAUACUUGUGGUUUGAUGACCUGACUCUGUAGUCAUCCAUCCCUUUUUUGUAAACACCGGGCAAUACAACUGCCUUCACUAUCUUAUCACAGAAUGUGAUGAAUGUUCCCUUUGCAGCUUUCCAGCAAGUUUUUGUUUUGUCUAUUUUUUUUUAUUUUCAUUAAAUUUGAAGUUUCAGAAUUUAAAUUUUUAUGUUUAUUUUGGCAGUAUUAUUAUUUAUUAUAGAGUUAGUUCAUUUCUCAGAGAAGUAGUAUUCUCACAUAAUGGAAGAUUUCUUUCUCUUGAAUACUUACUACAAAUAUGUUUACUUUAAACCAAGAGGAAAACCUGAAUUUUGUUUUGUUUUUGUUUGAACAUUUUAUUUAUUUCUGUUAGUAGACUCUGGCAUGUAUGUUCAGGUGAAUUUGUAAUUCUUUCAGAAUACAAUUAAAUUUCAUGACUGAACUAAAAAUACAUUUUUCUUAGAAACGACUACCUCAGUCUCUCGCCUGUCUACACAAGAGGAUAAUUUCUUUUGGCUGAGUAAAUACUGGAUGAGCAGUUAACUGUUGUGCUUAUAAAGAUUUAUGGCACAGUGUCUCGGUCAAAGAAAUAAACUUUUUAUAUCCCAACAUUGGUGAGUGUGUAAUGGUAAAUCGUUUCUCUAUACAUAAGGUUUUGGUUGUGUUUUGUUUCUCAGUAUGGGAAUUAAAACUGGAUUAAAGUUUAACUUUGUGUCUUUAUAAUGGACUUUUACAUGACAUUUUGAAAACUACUGCAAACCUACUUUGAUGGAAGGGAAGGAAAAUACUCCCAGAGAAUUUUGCUUUUUCUGAUUGAAUCUUGUUUGCUGGCUUCAUCAAGCUUAGAUACAGGUUCCUGUAUACCAUCUGAAGUUUGUUGCUAUGCCUUCUGACUGCUUGUGGAUAUCUUAAUCACACUUAAUAAGCAGCAUUUGUCUGAACAAAACUUGAGUAAUUUGAUAAGAAUCUGCUUACUCCCCCCAGCAACACUAAUGGUAAAUUAGUUGACAACAGCAGCAUCAGCAUCAGCAUCUGUGGCUACUUUUAAUGGUGUUUAAUUUUGUUCACAUUUAGAAAAUUGUACUUUCACAAUUUUUCCUAUUGGAACAUAUUUCUAAUGUACUCUUGCACUUGAGUAACAACAACUGCUCAAUAUUGGGACGUAUCUUGUCUGAUAUUAGCAAGGUUUCAGUUUUUAUUUAAUUUCAAAACUACUAAAUUUAAUAGGGUUAUCUGUUAACAUAAAAGCAAGAUCUCUAUUUGCUUUGGCUAGUUUUACUUUACUCUGUGCUGGUAUCUCCACAAGUGUUCCCUUGUUGAGUAUUCAGAACCAUGAGUCUGUUGAUACAUUUGCACUGCUACAGUUUAGUGAACGUAAUUGCUUUGUGAGUCACUUUCAAUCAAAUGAAAAGUGACUGACCUAGUAAAGGGGAAAAAACGAAUUGUCUCAACCAUUAUAUAUACCAAUCCAUCCAUAUUGAACAUAAAAAUAUAUGGUACUUCACAGAGGUUGCAUUAAAUGAUGUUAAUAAAAUGCUAUUGAUUUUCUCUUCUUCUGCCUCUCCAAUGAAUGUUUUCAGUGUUGUAACUUGAUUUUUUUUUUUUUUAACCUUUCAAAAUGUUUGUAACUUCAUAAAGCGGCAGUUAAAAAUUGUGUAUAUUGAAUAUUUUCUAAGAUUUGUAUCUUUGUAUUGUUUGCUGCAAGUAAAUUAUUUAACUGUGGUUAUGUGUUUCUUUCAGAUUAUUCAAAUUUACAUAAAAAGAAUUGUAAGAUCUUAAAUCUUUUUUUUUUUUUCAUUUCCUGACAAUUUAGUAUAAUGCUGUAUUAUAUCAGAACAUGUAAACAUUUUUUAAAAAAUUUUUUCACCAUUUAAAUGAGAUAAUGAAAUAUAUUUAUACCCAUAUAUUUUUCUAGAACUUUUAAAUCUAUAUUCAGAAUAAAUACAUGUCAUUGGGGUGAAGAUAUUGACAUAUUAGUUUGCUGCAAUAGAAAUAUGUAGUUGAACCCUUAAUUGAUUGAAGAUUCACUUUCUGAUAAAGGUCUCAGAAUUAUUUGGGUGAUGACUAUAUGGCAUUUGUGUGCCAAAGGAUUCAGAAUAGAUGCUAUUUUUGUUCUUCUAGUUCUCUUUGCUGACAUAAUUUUUUUUUAUAUAAUUUAGUUUGUUAUAGGAAGAAUUCUAAGAAAGCAAAGUAAGUGAAAUAUUUAUUCUUGGCAAAAACUUACUGUUAUUUUAUGAGAUUCAAAACAAUUCUUAUGCUUUGUUUUUCUUAAUUUAGAAAUGUUAUUCUUUUAAGUUGGGUGACAUUUGUUGUGAGAAUAUAUUUAUUAUUGGUAGAUUUGUUCUAUCAGUAUACUGCAACCUAUCUUACUCUGAUGCAACCAACAAUAAAUGCAAGAUAUUCUAGGUGUUUAUAUAUGAGAUUUUCAAACCCUAUCUUUUAGUCAUUGUUUUAAGUUCAAAUCCUUCCAAGUCAGUUUUGCUUUUCAUCCCUUCAGGAUCAAUAAAAUAAAAUACCAGCAAAGUGUUGGAUCAAUUUAACUGCCUGUUCCCCAUCCCCAAUUUCUGGCUUUCUGACUGUGUUAGAAACAAUUAUUUCUUUUUUUUUUUUUUUUCUUCAAACAAACUGCCAAGCUUCAACAAAAGGUCUCAGACAGAAAAUAGUUUUGUGAGAAUAUGAGCUGUUCCAAAGAGUAAAUUCUGGGAGCAUUCACACAUUUGUCCUGAUGUCCAACUGUUCCAGGUGGCAAUAUUUUUUUUUUUUUUUUCAGUAUUAACCCUAAUGCUUCACUUAUAACUGCUGCAACUUUAACUUUUGCUGCUGGGCAUUCUUGCAUAUUUCUAUUUAUAAUUUCACAUAUUUUGAUAUCUUUUCUACUUCUUUGUCUACGAUAUUUUUGUCUGAAGGAAUUGCCUCUUUUAUGAAAUAUUCUUUUCCCACCCGAAGUCAUCUACAAUAUCUAGUCUACGGUGUUCAGUUAUUCUAUGUUUGGAUGUCAUAGUCCCAUAGAAUCUUUGAUUUACCAUUGUCAUUUAGAGCUGUUUCUGGUACAUGAUUAUACUACUAGUCUGAAGUGUUAUAUCCAAAUUUCUUUACAAAAAGAACUCAAUUUGUCACUUGUAUUUUUUCUCGGCUAAAAUUAUACAGCUUGCUACAAUAUAUUUUCUACUUGCCCAUUAAGUUGCUUUGCUAUUAUUAUAGGGCAAUGGAUUGGCAGAAUCAUUAAAAUGUCUGGCGGAAUGUCUUGUAUUUAGAUACAGUUCAUUACCUUCUGAGUUCAAAUCCUGCCAGGGUUAACUUUGCCUUCAAUCUUCUCUGGUCAAUAGAAUAAAGUACUCAUAACUUCCUUGGGUUAGUAAACUUGACUAAUUCUCUUCCCUUCCAAUUUGAAGCCUUUUGCCUAUGUUAAAACUAAUGUGUGUGAUGGAAUAGCAGAAACUAUAGAGCACCUGACUGAAUAGCUUAGAAUAUUUAGUUUCAUCUCCUCUACUUUCUGAUUCAAAAUCGUAUCAGUGUUGACUUGCUUUCGUCUAACUAGUAGCAAUAAAAUAUCAGUCAUCUGUUGGGAUUAUUUAGCUGACCUCCUCCUCCCACCAGUUGCAGCCUUGUGCCAAUGUAAAAAUUAUUAUAACAGGGAGCUGGCAAAUUAUAUUGGUGCUUUAGUAGUGCAGACAAAAUGUCUAUAGUUGAUUAAAUUUAGAUUAAAUAAUCUCCGUCCAUUGUAAAGAAUGAAGUAUUGGUUAAAUAAAAUUCUAAAUUAACUUAGUAAUGUCAGCUUGUUUAUGUUACUAUUUGAGACACUUUUUCUCUUGGGAGAAAAUAAUAUAUUAACUUAAUCUGAUCAAGGACAUCAUUGCAGAAACUAGAUAUAUAGAAAAAAUUCAGUUAAAUAUAUAUUUAAGACAAUCGGUUUUCAUUGCAGUUUCUCAUAACAUGUAAGAAAUUCUAAGUGUAUCUAUGCAGAUUUUAUUCACCUGAACAAACCAGUCAUUAGAUAUUAUGUUCUGCUGUUCAUUUUGGUAUAGUAAGAGACUUGAAAUUUUGUGACCUUACUUUUAAAAAGGAAUUAUAAUUUUCGUUUUAAUUUGAAUUAAGAUGUAAGUAUCUAAAUAUGCUUGGUAUAUUUGGCAAGUCUUGGCAAACAACUUCUCAGGAAAUUUUUGGUGCUAUGAUUACUUUUUUUUUUUUUGUUUAAAUCUUUGUCAAUAAUAAAUAUGGGAAUUUUGAAAAUAAGUCAUUUUUUUUUUUUUAUUCUUUGUUGGAAAAGAGAAUUUCAAACCCCUUCCACUUACUAUAACUAAGUUUCUGUUCUAAUCACAAUUCUUUUACUUCAUAGAUGUAUUACUGUUUAGGUAAUAAUGAAUUAAUGAUUAUAGAAAGUCUAUUUUCAGUUUCAUAAUAAUAGACAUGCUUGGCUGCUGUUAGUUUUUGAUGACAACAAUGAGAAAUAUUUUGUUUGUAUUGCUUCUGUUAGUUACUUCACAUAAUCAGGAUAGGAGAGAUGGCUUUAGCAAUUAAAUGUUUUACUAGAACUAGUUCAAAACCCUCACCCUCUUCACUUGAAGGUCCCACUGGAAAUGACUUUGCCUUUCAUUCAUCUUGGGUCAAUUUAGCUAAUUUCAAUUUUGCAAAACAAUGGCCUUAUGCCAAUUUAUAUUUUAAAAAAUGGCAAUAUUUAGUUAUAAAUGCUGACCAAUUUCUUUGUUUUUCAAGUAAUGGUUGCCUAAUAUUAUAUCUUUGUAUUUUGUUGAAAAAAAAAAAUUGUACAGUACCUUUGACCUUCUGAAUCUCAUCCACCUGCGAAUAUAUUUUGGGCUCAUGUUUAACAAGUUUUUUUUUUUCUUCCCCAAUAUAUGUUGUUCUUCAUUUUUGUUUCAAAACCUAUUUUCUCAAACUGCCGGAAGUUAUUUUCAUUUAUUUUCCAAUGGAAAAAAAUUAUUUUCGGCUUAAUAUGUUUUCUUUAUUUUUUGGUUUUGAACAUUGCAAAAAAAUAAAUAAUUGUGAUUAAUUUCAUCUUUAAACAAAAACAUUUGUGAGAAUUAUCUGAAGUCAUUUAUAUUCUUCAAAUAAUCUUAAAUAUUUAAGCUGUGAUAUAUCUGAUUGUGUGGCUGUUUUUUAUGUUUUUUUUUUAUAUAUAUUCUGCUGUAGCCAGCUUGCUUUUAUGUCUCCAGUGUUACCAAUAACACACUCCUGGAAUUAAUCAACUUUAUUUUACUAUUCUAGCAAAAAAAAAAAAAAAAAAAAUUAAAUACAAUUAAAGAGAUAAAUAAACUGAGUCUUGUAUCUAUUGAAAAAUAUUUCAUUGCUAGUAUUAAACAAUAUAGAGUAAAAUACAAGUGGCAAGAUGGAUCAGUUUCCAUUUGUUGUAGUUUUUUUUUAUUAGUAUAUUUAUGAUGAGAUAUGAAAACUAUAUAUAACUUGUUUCAAUUCUGUACAUCUUUUGCAUUAGCAAUUGGUAAUUUCAUUAUAAAGAAUCUGAAUGAGCUAUCAAGUCUAUUACCUUUAUACAGCAAAUUGUAAGAAAGUGAGAUUUAAACAAAUUGUUUGGCCAUUCUUUUCUAAUUUCUCAGGAAGAAAUCCUUAUUUUUAAAAUAAAGAUUUAAAUUUUUUUAAUUACUUCUGCAAAUGUAUGGAUUUCUGGCUGGCUAUUUCAUUAUUAAUGACUCCUUAAUCUAUGAGUUCUCACUUAUUUCCUCCAAAUAGAAAAUAUUAUUUGUAGUAUUCCUUCUCCUUCCACUUUAAGUCAGUGAUUUUGUAGAUAAAGCUUAAGUAUAUUCUUAGAAUGUCUGGUACCCUGUUGAUUUUUUUUAGGUAUGUAGCAAAACUUGAAUUCUGCAUUGUUAUUGACACCCUAAUUUUGCAGUGAAGUAGAACACUGCUUAACUCCUUUGAGAUACAGUGUUUUGGUAUGUGUAGCCAAAAAGACCAAAAUGUUUUUUCUGUUACAAUUGGAAAUGAUGGGUGCAUGUAGAAAACAAAGGAUAAAGUGCCCAAAACUACUUUAUUAUAUAAAACUAUAUUAUAUAGUUUUAUAUUAUAUCUACUGAAAGACAAUCCCUGAUUGGCUAUUAUGCUUCAAAACAUUUGUUUCAUGAGGCCAAUGGGUCAGUGAAAUUUCUUUUUAUUUACCGUUUCAUUUAAGAAGGGAAAAAGUGCAUUUAAAUGUGCACAAUGCAGGGGUGGCAGCACCAAUGAUAUUAUAUACAAAGCAAUAAUCUUCAUGUCAACACCCUGACAGCUUAUUUACUCACCAGCUGCUUGCAAACUAAAGUCACGUGUACUUUUAAUAUAUUGCUUAAUAUCUAGUCUGCUCACAAACACACUGAGAAAGUGGAAGUGUUUUUCUGGGUUAAAUGAGUUUUUUUGUCUUCGCUACUAUAUAUUUUUCUGUAUUGUAUCUAAAAUAUACUCAACUGCUAUACUAAUUAGUUGGGAUUUUGUGCCACUUUGCAUGCAUUCGUACUGCUCUCUCUUUCGUAAAGUACAUUAUUCUAGUAACCUCAGUGUCUUAUACUUGAGAACAUAUGUUGGUCUUUAGGUACUAUUAAAUAGGAUUGUACUAAUAAAGCUGUUCCAACAACACCUUAAGUUAAAGAAAUUGAAGUAAAAGGAGGUAGGAAUACUCUAGUUUCAAGUAUCUUGGGUACUUGUGAGUCAUGUCUGUGAUGUAAAUCAUAUUCUUGCUUACUCUGCUCAUGAUAGUCAUAAGAAAGACAUGGAUAUCACAACAUACUGCAGGAUGACAAUAGUAUCAGCUUGGGUUGUUUCCAUAUACUUUAAUCACUAAGAAAAUGUAAUUGCAUACACUGGUAAUAAUGCAAACUUGAUUGGAUAUUGAACUAAUAAAAGAGGAAGUUAGUAUCUGGAAUAUGUAACUGUUAGAACAAUCUCUCAGAAAUUUACUCACAGUUUGGGUGUAGGUAAGCAUAAACAGGUUCAGGAGAGGCUGUUGAUAAAUAAGUUAUAUACAGACCAAGCUGCCUUAUUUUUCUUGGGUGGUAGACUUAAACCAUUGCUUGGCUUAAUACCACUCCCUGACUCUUGAGGUUUUUAAACAGUCCCAUAUUGUUGCAAGCACUCAAACCAGAUCUAUGGUUUGAGAAAAUUCUCUGUUUUGAGGGGUUCUGGAAAGAGACAUGAGUGCUGCCUUUUUGCAAGAUUAAAGAAAUUCUUGACUUAUUUAUUUUUAGUAUUGACUUUUUAUUUUAUCAAAUUAAGUUCGUUUUAGGAGCCAAUUUAUUAAAUUCCCUUGUUUAGUAAUACUAAGCACAAGUGAAAUAAAUUGCUGAAUAUUAAGAUAUUUAUAACAAACUUAUUUAAGUUUAGUGAAUUAGUUUGUUCAGGACAUAAAAAAUAUGUAAAAGGAAAAUUUAGUUUCUCAGUUGAACUUUUAGAUGUAAUACAUGAAAAAACAAAAAAACAUUCAACCUUUGAAACAUUCCUCUUCCUUAUAUUCUUAUGGCAUAUACUCAUCAUUAAACUACAUUAGCAGAUGACCACACUCUUCUGUCAACCAGCAUAUCUUUCAUAAAUGUCUGGUGGUUUGGCCAUUGGUAGAAUUUUGAAUUCCUUGGCACAAUUUAAAAGUUAAACAAAGUGCUAAUACAGAUACCGUAAGACAUUGCUUCCUGUCUGAAACUCUUGCAUUUCUGCCAAUCCAUCAAUUGGUCAGGGAUUUAUCAAUCCUGAAAGCAUGAACAGCCAAGUUGACCUCUAGGAUUUCAACUUUGUUGAAAACUGAAACAGCUACCCAACAACAUUUUCACCAAUCUUCUGAAGACUGCUAAUAUACUGACAAUGAAGUGAUGCAUUUGUUGAAAAAUGAUUCCAAAUUGCCAUUGGUGCCAAAGUGUUUAAAUUCAGUGAAACAUGUUCUGAUUAAUUAGCAAAAUUUUCAUUUAACUCUGUAAUUAUUAUAAAAAUAUUGUUUUAAAUAAGUAUGAUUUAAUUAGUAUUUUAGUAUUAACAAUGUCAAUUAUAACCUUUUAAAUAUUAUGUAUUUAGUAUUAAAACAGAAAAGAUGAUAGAUGUAAAACAGUAUUUGUAAAUCCAGUAGUUUGCUGACUCAUUAAGAGGAAUAAUAAAGACUGAUGUCCUAAGUUUAUGACACUUCAGUAAUAGAGUGCAAUGCAAAAUAGGAUUUUUUUUUUGUUGUUUUUUUAAGUAUCACUCAGUAGAAACUUCAUAUAUGCUUCCAUCUUGUAUCUAACAAGUUUAAUUAGAACUGCAAUGGUUCGCUUAAUAAGUUUCUAUUAUAAAUAACUACUUUUGAAGUGUUGUGAAAUAUAGACUUAGCUUAUAUCAGCUUGAAAGUACAGAACUUCACUAAAGCAUGCUAAGAACUUAUUCACAAGUUCUCACUGUUCCUAUUCAUAUCUCUAUGUAUAUAAAGAGGUUUUUAAAAUAAAAACUGGCAUGAAAGAAACUCAUCAUUCUCCGGAAAUAUGAAGAUUUAUAAGUUAUUUCAGUUUUUUUUUUUGUUUUUUUAAAUUUCUAUGAGCUGCCUAGCAAUGCCCCCCUCUCUGCCUUUACGCAUGCUCCAUUAAUCCCCUUCAGUAUUAUUGUAACAAGUUUAAAUAUCUUGUUCAUUUGUCUUUGAGUAACAAUGAGCAACCUUUGCCCACAACUCUAAAACACUGCUUUGUUUGUAAUUUCUUUAUUCUCAGUUUCUAUUCUUGUCUACUGCUUCAGUUUCUUUUCUUGUUUGCUGCCUCACAGACUUGUUUGGGAAGAUUUUGUAAAUUUAAACUGUCUCAUUUUUGUAUGAUAGUUCAGACAAAAUAAAAUUUGUAUUCAGAUAUUAACUUUGGUAUAAAUCAAUCUGCAUAGCUCUCAAUCAUCAAUCUGAGUUGUAUUUGAUAUAAAUCAAAUCACAUAGCUCUUGGUCAUCAAUCAAUGUUAUAUUUCUUCUAUUUUAAGGUUGCAGUAAUCAUUCUAAUAUGUCCAUGGUGGACUUAAAACACAGAAGCAAUUAAAACUUUUUCCAAUUCUUUUUUAAGUGUAACAUGACCAUCAUUAAUUUAUGAUUUUUGUUUUAAGUUCUGUUUGUUAUAUUUUUGUUGGUUUGGUCUUGUUUAAAAAUCUUUAUAAUUAUUUCCAGUGUUAAUUUGGAUGAAUUUAUUAUUCACAAUAAAAGAUUUCUUGUCAAUAUUUUGAUUUGUGUAAAGAAAAUUCUGAUCCAUUUUUUUUUCCAUGCUUGUUUUUCUUUUUGUAUGAGCAGGUAUUGUAAUUUAAAACUGUGCUCCCUUUCUCUGUAAAACCUAACCCAAAACACCUAAGGGUUAGUUUACAAUUUACUUUGGCUUGCUAACAGACAUGGCAAGAAGGUUGUGAUAAGCAUCAUAUUCACCUAUUACUCACAAUACAUUCUAAAUAAAUAAACAAACACACACACACAUUCCAUUCCUGCAAUGGAAUUGAUUAACUGGAGAACAGUAUAUUAACUUAGUAAAUGUAAUCACUGAGCAAUUAUAUUUGCAAAUAUGUGAUUGAUUUAUAACUGAAAAUUCAAAUUUAAUGAUAAUUUUACAUAAAAAUGUAACAUUUAAUCUGUAGUUUUCUCAUUUUCUGAAGACUAUUUUGAUAUAUUGAACCAGAAAGACAAUGUAAUAAAGCAGCUUUAUUUUGUAUUCUUGGCCUUUUAUUUUCGUUUCUUUUUCACAUAUUGCCAUCCAAAUGACAUUUUUUAUAAAAUUACAGCCAUUGAUGUUUGUUUUUUUAAAUUUUUUUUUACCACCAAAUAAGAGAAAAUACAAAAAUACCUUGCAAAAUUGAUUAAUCUUUUUUUCUUUUUUGCUUUAACUAUUUUAAAUGUUUUUAAAAAUAUUUAACAAAAGACAAUUUUCUACAUACCAUGACUGUUUGACUAUGAAUUUAAUUGUUGUAAAUCACAAGAAAUACUGCUGCUAUGUUGUCAUUCGCUGUUCAUUUUCUGAGCUUUAAAUGAAUAUUUUCUUUCUGAAAUAACCAGAAACACAAAGGAAAGGAAGGAAAAUUUGAUUGUAUAUUUUGCUUAAAUAAAUGUAUUAUCUUAA